AGCUCCAUUCUUUUUUGGCUCCCCAUAAACCCUAUACCCUAAACCCCCCAAAAAAAACUAGCCAAAAUUCAAAAAGGGUUUGAUAAAUUCGAUCAAAUAUGCAGCACGACGAAGUCAUAUGGCAGGUGAUCAGGCACAAACACUGCAGCUUCAUGUCCAAAAUUGAAACUGGGAUAUUCUGUAGAAACCCAUAUAACGUUACUGGGAUUUGUAACCGAAGCUCCUGCCCUCUCGCUAAUAGUCGCUAUGCUACAAUUCGUGACCAUGAUGGAGUGUUUUAUCUUUAUAUGAAAACUAUAGAAAGAGCCCAUAUGCCGAACAAAUUGUGGGAAAGAGUUAAGUUGCCAGUUAAUUAUGAGAAAGCACUUGGAAUCAUUGAUAAACACUUGAUGUAUUGGCCUAAGUUUCUUGUACAUAAAACAAAGCAACGGCUGACUAAAAUGACUCAGAUGCGGAUACGCAUGAGGAAGCUUGCUUUGAAAACGAGGGAGAAGAUAAUGACAAUACCAAGGAAAGAGAUAAAAAGAGAGGCCAGAAGAGAGGAAAAGGCUGAAAAAGCUGCGGUGUUGGAUAAGAGCAUCGAGAAAGAACUAUUAAGCCGCCUUAAGGAAGGAAUGUAUGGUGAUAUAUAUAACUAUCCCUUUGAUAAAUUCCAAAAACUCAUUGAAGGGGAAGAAAUGGAGGUGGAUACUGAAAGAGAACAAGAAGAUGAGGAGGAGGCUGAAAUUGAAUAUGUUGAAGGUUAUGAUGAACUUGAAGAGGAAGAUGAUAUUGAAGAUCUUGGUGGUUUUGCAAUGGACCAUUCUCAUGCAGACGAUGAUAGUGGUGGAGAUGAAGAAGCAGAAGCAGUUACUCGCAAGAGAGAGAGAAAAGAAUCUGAUUCUAGAAAGUUUGGAAAAGAUAAAGGUGUUGCCAAGUUGAAGAAGCCUAGAGUAUUGAUUGAGGUUGAAUAUGAAGAUACCCGCGAAAGACAGAAGGCAGUUUAUUAGGAGCUUCUGUAUGUCUGAUCUGUAAAAGAUAUGGUGGCAACGCUACUGUCACUUUUUUCACAAAGCUUGGCAAAGAAGGAACUUGGUGAUGGAGACCAAGUUUUGAAAAAUUUUGAUAUGUCAUUUUGAUCACUGUAGAGAGAUGAUUUGUCAUUUUUAAUUCAUGUAAUGCUCAUGUUACCAGCGUAUUGUUAUAGUUAGUUAUCGACCAAUAUAAAUUGUUUGUUGUUGAUUGAUUGUCUUGCAACUCGCUAUUGGGUUGUAUGAUUCUAGACU
Rosa chinensis is the source of this 1265-nucleotide messenger RNA. Its product is annotated as protein MAK16 homolog. The transcript is spliced from 9 exons. The record is from RefSeq and is a predicted model, not a curated record. Gene Ontology annotation, biological process: maturation of LSU-rRNA; maturation of 5.8S rRNA. Gene Ontology annotation, cellular component: preribosome, large subunit precursor; nucleolus. Bases 99 to 989 code for a protein of 296 amino acids. NCBI's taxonomy places the organism in Eukaryota, Viridiplantae, Streptophyta, Magnoliopsida, Rosales, Rosaceae.